Owenia fusiformis is the source of this 4269-nucleotide messenger RNA. The record is from the annotation of a GenBank genome assembly. NCBI's taxonomy places the organism in Eukaryota, Metazoa, Annelida, Polychaeta, Sabellida, Oweniidae.
CACCAUUACAAAAUGGAUGACAGAAAUCAAAAUUCAUCCAGAUUUCGUUACAAUAAUACCAAUUUUUAUUAGAUUUAAGUAACUUUUAAAGCGUGCGCCACCAUGGCGAGACACAGGAAUGUACGCACUAUGAACUACGAGGACGAGUAUGAUGGUUACGAUGAUGUCUAUGGUCAUUCCUUUGAUGACAGUGAGAUAUGUGCAUCCCCUGCAACUGCCUCUCAGUUCAUGUUCAACCGUGAUGGUGGCACACAUGCCUUGUCAUCAUUUAUGCACAAAGAAUCCUCCAUACCUGAGGAGCUACAAGAGGACCUGAGUGAUGAGGAGACACAACCUUUGAAUGAUUCUCGUAACUACCAGAGACCAAAACUUAGUGAUAUUGAUGAAGCUCGGCUCAACUCGUGUCUAGAGGAGAUUCGUAAUGUACUUGGUGACUCUACUCCAGAGCAUGUUCUCAUUGAAGCAAUCUUGCAACAUCAGUUCAACUUUGAGAAGGCGUUAGACCACCUCCUAUUACAAAAAGAAGCUCCUAAGGAGCAGCGACCACCAAGAGAAUCAAGGAGAACAGAUGAAGAAUGUGACUCUAUGUCCUUUACUUUAGAGAAAGGGAGAGUUGAUCCCCAAUUACCUGUUAAUCCCAUUAUAUCUAAUGUUAAACCUCCACCUGGAUUUAAAGCUAUUUGUCAUAAUGAAGUAUCAUCCCCUGGUUUAGAUAAGUCCACUGUAUCCACUCAAAGUAAAUUAUCAAGUUAUCAAAUUAAAAAAAAUACAGGAGCAUCCCCAAUUAUGUCACUUGGUCAGUUGACAGAAGCUCAUACAAAAAGCGCAAAUCAGGAAACAAGUGAACUUAACACUGGUGAAAUACAAAAAGGAAAAUAUGGAGAAUCCAAAGGGAAAGACCAAUUUGCUGCUGAAAAGUCGAAGCAAGGUGAAGAUAUACCGAGGUCUGGUAUGUCAUUGUCAGCAUUAGCAAAACAACAUCAAACUCCUUCACCAGAUUCAGUUUCUCAGACAUCAACGGUACAAAAUCCAAGUCUGUCCAUGCUAGCAGGAAAACAUGCUGGUUCUCCUGGACAGGGGCUCUCAUUGUCUGCCAUAGCAAAGCAACACUCUUCCAAUCCAUUACCAUCUUCUGGCCUGUCAUUAUCUGAUUUAGCCAAGCAACAUUCUGCAAGUCCACCCCAUUUCAGUUCUGGUGUAUCAUUGUCUGAUUUAGCCAAGCAACACUCUUCAAGCCCAACUCAUUUCAGUUCUGGUGUGUCGCUGUCUGAUUUAGCCAAGCACCACUCUUCAAGCCCAACUCAUUUCAGUUCUGGUGUGUCGCUGUCUGAUUUAGCCAAGCAACAGUCUGCAAGUCCACCCCAUUUCAGUUCUGGUGUAUCAUUGUCUGAUUUAGCCAAGCAACACUCUUCAAGCCCAACUCAUUUCAGUUCUGGUGUGUCGCUGUCUGAUUUAGCCAAGCACCACUCUUCAAGCCCAACUCAUUUCAGUUCUGGUGUGUCGCUGUCUGAUUUAGCCAAGCAACAGUCUGCAAGCCCACCUCAUUUCAGUUCUGGCGUAUCAUUGUCUGAUCUGGCCAAGCAACACUCUUCAAGCCCAACUCAUUUCAGUUCUGGUGUGUCGCUGUCUGAUUUAGCCAAGCAACACUCUGCAAGCCCACCUCAUUUCAGUUCUGGUAUAUCAUUGUCUGAUUUAGCCAAACAACACUCUUCAAGCCCAACUAAUUUCAGUUCUGGUGUGUCGUUGUCUGAUUUAGCGAAGCAACAUUCAUCAAAUCCAUCAUUAUCACAGUUAGCUAAAGAGCAUAAAGAGAAACAACAAUCAUCUGUCUUAAAGCACGACAUGGAGACAAGCCGUGGUAAAAAAGUGUUAGGAUCAUCACAACAAGGGAACAAAGGCAGUGUUUCAUUUAUCAAAGUGGUCACUGCCAACAACAGGACCAAAACAAAACCUGACUCAGCUGCUCAAGACCCGCUCAAGAAGUUCUCUAUCUCAAAGAUGAAGACAACAAGGCUCAGAACUGAAAGUGAUAAGGAGAAUAUGGAAUCGAACUUUGAAGAUUCAACUCCUUUCAGUGAUACCCAAAUUGCUCAAGAAUUAAUUUGCAACAAGCCAUCUUUCUUUGGCCGGAUAUUGUGCUGUAAAUAUACAGGAAAUGAAGCUGACAAUCACAAUGCACAAAUUAUUAAUUUUAAAAGGUUUUCGUAUAUGCUUCAAAGCAAAGAAAAACCUACUGCUAUGAAAAAACCUCUGCAUGAAAUUGUUCCAUUUUUAUUUUUUACUCCCUCCCCUGAUGACUUAGUCAAGCAAAGACAGUCUGCAGCAUAUUCUCGGACAGGUCAACAAAAAUUUGGCAGUGGUGUAUCAAAACCAGCAUUCACACUAGGGUCACCUCCUAAACCCCCAAGCUCCUCGGCUAACCCUGGAGGUGCACGCUCUAAGAAUGAACCAGUAAGAAAUACAACAGAACCUCCCAAGCAAAAUGCUACACAACAAGCUACAAGGAUGAAAUUCACAGGAAAUAACACUAACAAAACCAAAGGAUUUAAUGUUGAUAAGGACACAGCAAGGACAAAAACAGGCCCAAAAAUAAUUCAUUCAAGUAAAUCGGAACCUAGGUUGUCCAGCCUUAGUACAAAGUUUGCAGUAAAUAAUGAUUUUGAUGUGAAACAGACUCAGUCAGAUGAGGCCGUAACUAAUGAUAGAUUAAGUGCAAUUGAAGUAGAGACAGAUGACUUUUUUAGUAUAACACCCAAAAAGGACAGUCUGGACCCAAACAGUACAGCUGCUAUCCCCAAAAGUUCUUCCAAAUCAGCCAAGAAAAAUAAAGUGAAUACUAAACUGGAGUAUGAAAAAAGAAAAGAUGGAAAAGAUUUACUCAACUUGGUAGUUAUUGGGCAUGUUGAUGCUGGUAAGAGUACCUUGAUGGGCCAUGUUUUAUACCAGCUAGACUGUGUAAACAAACGCACUAUGCAUAAAUAUGAACAGGAGGCUAAAAAGAUAGGGAAGGCAUCCUUUGCGUAUGCUUGGGUCCUGGAUGAAACUGAGGAAGAGAGAGCCAGAGGUGUAACAAUGGAUGUUGCCCAGACUACAUUUGAAACAGACAGUAAACGGGUGACCCUCCUAGAUGCUCCUGGCCAUAAAGACUUCAUACCCAAUAUGAUAACAGGUGCUGCCCAGGCUGAUGUUGCAAUUCUAGUUGUUAACUCAACUAGAGGUGAAUUUGAGACUGGCUUUGAAACUGGUGGGCAGACCAGGGAACAUGCCCUUCUAGUAAGGUCACUAGGGGUUUCCCAGCUAGCUGUUGCCAUUAACAAGAUGGACACUGUUGAAUGGUCAAAGAUACGCUUUGAUGAAAUUGUGAAAAAACUUGGCACAUUCUUGAAACAAGCUGGAUUCAAGGAGAGUGAUGUUACAUAUAUACCAUGUAGUGGUUUGAGUGGAGAAAAUCUUGCAAAACCUGCGACUGAUCCCAAACUGACUGAAUGGUACCAGGGGGCUACAUUGUUAGCACAGAUAGAUAAGUUUAAAUCGCCUGAAAGGCCAAUAGAGAAGUCAUUCCGCUUGUGUGUAAGUGAUGUGUUCAAGGGGACAGGCGCUGGCAUAUCUGUGUCCGGGCGUCUAGAGUCUGGUACAGCACAACCUGGAGACCGUGUCAUUGCAAUGCCCGGGGGUGACCCAGCUAAUGUUAAAAGUGUGAUGAUAAAUGAUGCAGCAGAGGCCUGCGUGUUUGCAGGAGACCAUGCUACAAUCACUCUCACUGGAAUAGAUAUGGUCAACAUUAAUGUUGGUACAAUAAUAUGUGCAUACAAUGACCCAAUCAAGGUUACUAGCAGAUUAAAGGCAAGGGUGGUUAUAUUCAACAUUGAUGUGCCAAUCACUAAAGGAUUUCCUGUGGUUUUCCACUGCCAGGCUGUGACUGAACCUGCACACAUACGUAAAAUAAUUAGCCAGCUACAUAAGAGCACUGGUGAGGUGGUGAAGAAAAAACCUAAGUGUUUAUCCAAGAAUAUGAGUGCUCUAGUCGAGAUAGAAGUUAGUCGGCCUAUAUGUAUAGAGCUGUAUAAGGAAUACAAGGAUCUGGGCAGGUUCAUGCUUAGGUAUGCUGGCUCAACUAUAGCUGCUGGACUGGUCACAGAGAUCAUUGAUCCAAAAUCUAAGGCCUGAAACUGAUGUAAAAUACUUUGGGAACCACUGGGAUUUACUGCCAUAUUGGCAUUAUAUUUAGGACAUUAACUAUUUGUUGGACUAUCUGAAACCAGACAAGAC